GCUGCUGUUGUUCGAAAAAGCAAUUUGAUGGCCUAGUUCUACUGACGAGAGUGAAUCACUGAUCAGCACAGUGAACCAGCGCCAGAAAAGAGCAAAAGCAUAAGAAUUUUUGAAAGGAUUACUGAAAGCGAUAUAAAAUGCCUUACGCAAGUCAACCACGUGUCAAAAUCUCUGAAUUAACAGGCGAAAACAUAAAGUUCUCUAUAGAGAACACAGACCUGGCAAUGGCAAAUAGUUUACGGAGAAUAUUUAUUUCAGAAGUCCCAACCAUUGCCAUUGAUUGGAUUCAAAUAGAGAACAACACCUCAGUACUUCAUGAUGAAUUCAUUGCACAUAGAAUUGGUUUGAUACCUCUGAUCAGUGAUGAUACAGUGGAAAAAAUGAAUUAUUCAAUAGAUUGCACUUGUGAUGAGUUUUGCACAGAUUGCUCAGUGGAGUUCACGCUGGAUGUGAGGUGCACAGAGGAUGCACGACAUGUGACCAGUGGGGAUUUGGUUUCCUCAGAGCCCAGAGUUGUGCCUGCCACGUCAAGAAAUAAAGAUGAUGAAAGCAGCAAAUAUGGGGAAAGCAAUGAUAUUCUUUUAGUGAAAUUGAUAAAAGGCCAGGAACUGAAGUUAAGAGCCUACGCCAAGAAAGGCUUUGCAAAGGAGCAUGCUAAAUGGAACCCUACAGCUGGAGUAGCAUUCGAAUACGACCCUGACAACUCAUUACGUCACACAACGUAUCCAAGACCCGAAGAAUGGCCAAAAAGCGAAUAUACACAACUCGAUGAAGAUCAAGCACAAGCAGCAUUUGAUCCUGAAGGAAAACCAGACAAAUUCUUCUACAACGUGGAGACAUGUGGAUCAUUGCGCUCAGAGACAAUUGUUCUGACUGGACUUAGCAUGUUGAAGAAAAAGCUAAGUGACCUGCAAACUCAGUUCAGCCAUGAAAUUGCCGCUGAUGUACUUGCCAUCUCCUAAAUACCAGCGUUAGUAAAGGGAAUUUCAUUGGGCGGCAUGGUUUUCUGGUUCGGAGAAACCUCAUUUAAGAAGCAAAAGUAGAUGCAAUAGUGUAAGGCAACCAAGUUCAAACUGGAAACACACAUGCAAGUUCUACUGAAGUUUGCAGAUUUUUAAAGGUUGUUGGCAUUUCUGUGGAACUUUGGCACUGAUUUGUGUAGCAGUGACAUAAUGCUGCAAACUAUUGAACUUCUCGAGUCUUUUUUAUAAUAAACGUUGAAGUAAUGUAUCAAAAAGUCACUUAAACUGAUGUAUUCAGGUACACUGGUUUUUCUUGUUGAUAAUAAAAUGUUUGUCCCCAAAAGCCUCUUCGUCUUUGAAAGUCGAUCUU
Molecule: messenger RNA, 1332 nt
Organism: Rhopilema esculentum
Lineage: Eukaryota; Metazoa; Cnidaria; Scyphozoa; Rhizostomeae; Rhizostomatidae
Product: DNA-directed RNA polymerase II subunit RPB3
Biological process (GO): transcription by RNA polymerase II
Cellular component (GO): RNA polymerase II, core complex
Molecular function (GO): protein dimerization activity
Source: RefSeq, a predicted model, not a curated record